Messenger RNA from Engraulis encrasicolus (European anchovy), 6132 nucleotides. RefSeq names its product mucin-2-like. The transcript has 39 exons. Lineage: Eukaryota; Metazoa; Chordata; Actinopteri; Clupeiformes; Engraulidae. The coding region runs from base 1 to 6132 and encodes 2043 amino acids. The record is from RefSeq and is a predicted model, not a curated record. Gene Ontology annotation, molecular function: protein binding. Gene Ontology annotation, cellular component: extracellular matrix.
AUGGAUUACCAGGAGUGCAGGACGUUUGGCAGCGGAGUGGUGGCUCCGUUUAAGGGGGACUGGUACCAUGUCAGGACGUCCUGUUCCUUCAUCGUCACACGCUUCACACAUCAAGCCGUGCAGGUUGACGUCACCGCCCAGCGAGGACUCAAAGGGCUCAUGAGCUACGUGUCCAUCGUCAUCAACAAGAUUAGGACCAUUGUCGAUCUGGAUGGAAAAAUCACAGUGGAUAAGAACAUGGUGUCGCUGCCGUACGACCACACCUACCAGCACAUCUUCCCUUACGGAGCUUACACCAGGCUGAGCAGCACAGUGCUGCCCCUCACCAUCACCUGGCACAGCAGCAGCCAGGGCAUCAGCUCCCUCUGGGACUGCCAGCGUGUCAUGUCUAUCAGCCUUGGCUGCAUAGGCAUGAAGACGAAACACUACUUCCACCUCUGUCGAAAGAAUUCCUUCGGCCAGGCAUCUAACCUCAACGUCACCUGCCCAUUCUACAGGGACCUGGCACACAUGUGUGGACCGGGCACCGCCACCUGGAACGAGUGGAGAGACUUCACUUCUUGUCCUGAGUUGAUGUGCCCAGGAGACCUGACCUUUCAGGAGUUGGGCAAUGCCUUCAUCCCCACUUGCUCGAAUCCCAAACCCAGAACCUGCCCUCAGGACAUGACCAGCACCUGCGUCUGUCCCCCAGGAAUGCUGCUGAAUGACCGCGAGGAGGGCCACCGGUGUGUGAGCCUAUCAGAGUGCCCCUGUGUGCACUACAACAAGGUCUACCCGCCGGGAUCCAACAGAACUACCAAGUGUCAGAACUGUUUGUGUGUGAAUGGGAGGUGGCACUGCACAGACGACAUUUGCGAUAAGAAAUGCUCCAUCGAGUCCCAGUUUGUGAAGACGUUUGAUGGCAAGCACUUCAGGAUUCCCGGCAGAUGCAGCUACGUGGCAGCUCAGGGUGCCAACUGGACAAUGCUCAUUCACUUUGAUGACCAAAGCAUCAAACUGAAGAAGGUGGAGAUUCACCAUGAUGGUGUAAGCAUCGUGUUCUGGCAGUCCUCCAUGUAUGUUCAGAUUAUUUGCCACUCAGGUCUCUCCAUUCAAGUACAGAUGUCCCCAGAAAUUCAGGUCUACUUGUAUUUGCCAGAUUCACAACGCGAAACUACCUCAGGCCUUUGUGGGAACUUCAAUGGAGAUUCUGGAGAUGAUUUCACCACCAGCAGUGGAAUAGUGGAGAACUCCGCCAAAGCCUUUGCCCUCUCCUGGUCUCUUGGCGCCUGUACACCUGACAUUAACCCGAUCUGCACGGACAUGGACAAAGAAAUGUUUGCUGAACAGCAUUGUAAGGUGCUGAAGGACUACAGUGGCGUCUUUAGCUCCUGCCAUCCAUAUGUUCCCUAUGAGAAAUACUAUGAGGCUUGCUUGGCCAGAACCUGCCAGUGCCACUCUGUGCCCCAUUCGUGCCUCUGCGUUGCCCUGGGUAACUACGCCAAAGCCUGUGCCUAUGUCGGGAAGCCAGUGGGUGACUGGAGAAUGGAAACCAACUGCAGUGAGUUUCCCCAUCGUGCCACACUGCUAUUGUACAGCAACAUCUCAUCGGUGAUGUGCACGGCCAACCAGGUCUUCUCCUACAGUACGAGUUCGUGUAAUCGUACAUGCCACAGUGUGACGGGCCCUGACCCCACCUGUAUGAUGAUGGACGGCAGCGGCAUGGAGACAGAGAUGGCCGUUGCACCCGUGGAGGGCUGCGGGUGCCCGGCAGGAAGCUACCGGAACAGCCUGGGCUCCUGUGUCCCCACGUCGCUGUGCGACUGCUACAGUGGGGGCAUGACUGUCCCACCAGGGCGAUCCACCAUCAACGGCUUAUCAUGGGGGGAGUGUGUUUCCGCCAAUAACUGCACCUGUAUGUUCAGUGGGACCAUUUAUGGACCUGGUGAAAGUGUUAAGAGCGACUGUAAAACAUGCACUUGCACUGGAGGGCGCUGGCACUGCAGUGGGGAGCCGUGCCCAGGAAAGUGUCAAGUCUUUGGGAACGGGCACUACCAGACCUUCGACCACAAGUGGUACAGCUUCAAUGGAAACUGCGAGUACACCCUGGUGGAGGAUGACUGCGGGAGUGGAAUAGGUACGUUUGCAGUCAGAGUGGAGAGUAUUCCCUGCUGCGAUGAAGAGCUCACCUGCUCACGCACCAUCACUCUAGACAUGGACAACGGCAUGUACCUGACGUUUGACCAGUCAAACAUGUCCGCCAUGCACUACAAGAAGAGUGGCUCCGGAAUUCUGGUGGAGAAGGUGGGGCUGUACAUAGUGGCGUCUGUACCUUCCCUGGGACUCACACUCAUUUGGGAUAGAAACACGCGUCUCACUGUGCUACUGGCCCGCCGCUGGAAGGACAGAGUGUGCGGUCUGUGUGGGAACUAUGACGCCAGCGAAGCCAAUGAUCUGCAAGGCCUCAGUCCGCUGGAGUUUGGCAACAGCUGGAAGACGGGCACGCCACCCUGCUCCGACGUGAGAAACGAGACCUUCCCCUGCGAGACCCACUCCUACUGCUCCCACUGGGCACAGAGACGCUGCAUGAUCAUCACGGGAGACACCUUCAAGGCGUGCCACCUCAAGGUGGACCCUGGCCCCUACUAUGCGGCCUGUGUGCUGGAAGCCUGUGCCUGCCAGUUUGAGGGCAGAUUCCUGGGCUUCUGCACUGCUGUAGCAGCGUACGCUGAGGCCUGCAGUGAGCAAGACGUCUGCAUACGCUGGAGGACACCGGACCUCUGUCCUGUGUUUUGCGACUACUACAACAAGGAGGGCCAGUGCACCUGGCACUACGACCCCUGUGGAAAUGUCCCGACAUGUGGAACCGAUUACUUCAAGGGGAAACUGGAAGGCUGUUUCCCUAGAUGUCCAGCAGAGACGCCCUACUAUGACGAGAAAACAGGCCAGUGCUUGAGGAAUUGCACACCGGACUGUCCUGGGAAUCCAGGUCGCUGUGAGGUCUGGUCAGACCCCCACUACAUUACCUUCCAUGGCACGUACUACAGAUUCAUGGGGGCCUGCACCUACACGCUGGUCCAAGAGCGAGUGCCGCAGUACAACUUCAGUGUCAUGGUGGACAAUGCUCAUUGCUUCGGGAAGACGACUGUCAGCUGUGCCAGAGGGGCCAUGCUGAACAACGACACUGUAGAUUCCCACCUUGAGAAAUACGGAAUCCGUUUUGAUGUUGGACCAGGCAGUGUGUCCGUCUACAUUGACCAAAUCCGCUCCCAUAUUUCCAUGGCGACUGGUGCUCGAGUGACCAUCACCUUGGGAAUGGAAUACUUCCAGAACAACACAGAAGGACAGUGUGGUGUGUGUGGAGGUGCCUCCUGUGUGCGCCCUAGUGGUCAGGUGGAGGAAGACUACUGCUGUCCAGAGACAGCAUAUGACUGGAUCGUCCCCGACCCGCGCAAACCCAUGUGCAACAAUGCGCCGCGAAACGUGUCCUGUGAUGUUACUCCUCCCCCACCAACCACACUCUGUCCUGCUGUCUCUGUCUGUGACAUUCUUUAUGGCCCAGUGUUUGAGGAGUGUCGAAGGCUUGUGGAUCUGUCCCGGCUGUACGAGAGCUGCCGCUUUGAUGUGUGCAACACUUUGCCAAACGUCUCUUGCAGCUCAUUCGCUCAAGCUGCUGAACUGUGUCAAAGUGUGGAUGUCUGUGUUGAUUGGUGCGAACACACCAACGGCGCUUGUGAUUGCUAUGUAGACCGUGCCUCAGACAUAGCAUUCCUCCUGGAUGGCUCAGGCAGUGUCUCCUUUGACGAUUUCCAGACCAUGAAAGACUUUGUGAUAGAUCUAAUCAAGAAGCUUCCACAGAUGAAGUUUGCCGUCGCCCAAUAUGCCAGCGGAACAAUCACCCACUUCAAUUUCAACCAAUUUAACAGCUCUGGGAUGUUUGAGAGCCAGAUCAACGGUAUCACACAGAUCUCCGGUGGGACCAACACUGCAAGGGCAAUUUGCACUGUUGUGGACACGCUGUUUGUGCCCGCGGCAGGAUUGAGAAAUUUUACCACUCGUGUCCUCAUUGUCAUCACCGAUGGUCAGUCAUCAGAUAGUCUCCAGCUUCCAGACUGUGUAGCUGAGGCAGAGGCAGAGGACAUCACCCGAUACGCCAUUGGGGUUGGACAAGCUUUUAACAGACCCGACGCUCGGAAGGAGCUCGAGACGAUUGCAUCAUCUGUGGACAACCAUGUUUUUCAUGUGAACAAUUUUGAUGCUUUGGAGAGCAUCAGCGUGGCUUUAGGAAGGACCAUAAGAGAUCAAUGCCCUAUGAAAACCACUGUUCCACCCACUCAUCAUCCACCCACUACAACUCCUGUGACAACCACAAUGACAACCACUACAAUUACCAUGGAAACAACAACUACCACCCUUCCCCCCACUACAACUCCAACACCUUCAACUACCAUGACAACCACCCUUCCCCCCACUACAACCCCAACACCUUCAACUACCAUGACAACCACCCUUCCCCCCACUACAACCCCAACACCUUCAACUACCAUGACAACCACCCUUCCCCCCACUACAACCCCAACACCUUCAACUACCAUGACAACCACCCUUCCCCCCACUACAACCCCAACACCUUCAACUACCAUGACAACCACCCUUCGCCCCACUCUUAGGGUUAUCACCCAGUCCACAGCUAAGGCUAUUACAUCCGAAAUGUAUUGGAAUACCACCACUCCUCCGAUUACCACCCCUCCGUGCGGUUGCCUUGACUCAAAUAAUGUGCGCCGACGCGUUGGUGAGAUAUGGAUGGAAUCUUGCCGUACAUUGGAGUGUCUUGAUGGAGGAGUUGUGAAGAUGACACCUGUCCCCUGUCCGGAGCUUACGACACCUGCCUGCCCUGGUGGCAAGGUGGUCACAGUGAUGGGGGAAUGCUGUGCAAUGAGGAAGUGUUUUUGUGAAUGUGUAGUUUCGGGCGAUCCCCACUAUUACACUUUCAGCGGCCUAAACUAUGACUUUAUGGGGGCCUGCACCUACACACUGGUGCAAGAACGACAUGGAAUGACCGGACUGGCCUUUAGCAUUGUUGUGGACAAUGAAUUCUGCUUUGGCAUACCCACUGUGAGCUGUGCUAAAGGAAUAUUGAUAACCUUCCGAGGAUUCCUCAUCCAUCUCAUACUGGAUUCGUUUUUUGGCACUCCAUACGUCACACUGAACGGUUCCAGAGUGAACCCCCCCGCCAAUCUCGAAUUCUUUGUUUUUGAGAACAUUCCCAACGGGGUGUCUGUUCACAUUGUGCAGCCUGGUAUCUACGUCUCAAUGCAGACAGGAGGCCACGUCGUCAUCAGACUGAACUACCAAUUCUUCCGGAACAACACAGAGGGACAGUGUGGUGUGUGUGGAGGCCCCCCCUGUGUGCGGCCUAAUGGUAUGGUGGAGAAUGAUGACUGCUGUCCAAUGACUGCAUAUGACUGGAAGGUUGAUGACCCAACUAAGCCCAUGUGCAAAAAUGCCUCGCGAAACGUGCCUUGUGGUCCUCCUCUUCCACCCCCCACUCCCUGUCCUGAGUCCGAUGUCUGUGAUAAAAUCUUUGAUAUCAUUGACAAGUGUGAAUCGGACAUAUCUGUGGAGGAUGUGGAGGCCUUGAUGAAGAACUGCAGGUUUGAUGUCUGCAACAUCCCCAACAUCACCUGCUUUUACUUGGAGAGAGCAGCAGAGCUUUGCCCAGAGUGCAUCAAGUGGCGUCAUCUCGUCAACGGCAUGUGCAAUGGGUCCUGUGAAAAUGGAAUGGUCUACGAGGAAUGCCGUGAGGUAUCGGACGACCACUGCUGUGGAAGUGUGCGUGCUCCAGGACGUAGCUUCAUUGAUCCACAUUCUGGCUGCUUCUGCCCUAAGAACCAGGCACGAGCUGGGCCACACGGACAGUGUGUGGACAUCUGCACUGACUGUCAAGACCCCUAUGGCUAUCCAAAGCAGCCGGGCGACACAUGGGAGGUCGACUGUAACAUCUGUACCUGCGACAACCUCACCAGAAGCACCCAGUGCGUGAAGAGGCCCAUCAUCCACCCAAUUUGCCUCCCGGGCUCCACUGUCACUCCGACAGGCUGCUGUGGGGACCAAACCUGCACACCUUUGCCUGGUGAAGACCUUUUUUGUUGA